Messenger RNA from Spirodela intermedia, 1662 nucleotides. NCBI's taxonomy places the organism in Eukaryota, Viridiplantae, Streptophyta, Magnoliopsida, Alismatales, Araceae. The record is from the annotation of a GenBank genome assembly.
AUGCUUGAAUUUAGAACGAAUGCAGGCUUUGACGGAGCAAGAAGAGUCACAGAGAAGCUGCUAAGCAUGAGGGCCACCUCAGACAUAUUUGGCCUGUCUGAUGGGUCGCUUUGGAUGCACAACAAGCCCAUGUGGAUGCAUCGUAUGACUUCAUGCCUCGGACAUUGGUCAGCUAUGCUUUGAUCCACCACUUCUAGAGUUGUCCCCUCAUUCCAAUGAUGCCAUACCUGCCAGUAUAUAACAUGAAAUCUUUGAUAUUUAUCCAUAUUCAUGCUUCUAUCUAAAUGCUUCUAUCUUAGUCAUCACAUUCAUGGAAACAUCUUAGUUAAUAUGAUCCAUUUGAGGAAAUACUUACAUAGCUCACAAGAUCAAUUGGAUUUUCCGAAUCACAUGACACAAUGUUGUUCCUUUGACCCGUUACUAUCUCAAGAGUUAGAAUGCCAAAGCUAAACACAUCCAACUUUGGUGAGAAGUGACCGCGUAUCACAUACUCUGGUGCCAUGUAGCCGCUGCAUGCAGAAUUGGAAAAUUAGUAUAAUUUUUGAAAUCAUACUGAAGAACAAUAUGAUAACCCCAAUAAACUGGCUAGUAGAGAUUCAGCGCAGGAGAGAUAUACUGAGUGCCUGCGAUCCGACUAGUGUUCCGAUGGGUCUCAUCCAUGCCGAAGAGCUUGGCGAGGCCAAAGUCAGAGAUCUUUGGGUUCAUGUUCUCAUCUAGCAACACAUUGCUGGCCUUUAGGUCUCGAUGAAUGACUCUCAGCCUCGAGUCUUCGUGAAGAUAGACAAGCCCUCUAGCAAUUCCUUCUAUAAGCUUGUAUCUCCUCUCCCAGUCUAGAACGUGGCGCUUGAUAGGAUCUACCAUGAACAUGUAGAAAACGUGAUUAGGAUCAUCAGAUGUGGGUAGAUCACUUUGAAAAAAGCCCAUGUCUAUCUAGUUCAAGUUGGCAAAGGAUACAAAGCCCAUAUUAGAUGAAAUAGAACGUGCAAUGGAGCAGGGGUCAGGACUUGCAAGAAACUACGACAGAAAAUAAUAUUCAUAUUUUCCUAUUUAAUAAUGUGAUUAAAUAGAAAAUAAAUCAUGAAAGAGGAAGUUUAGGAGGCCUAAGUACCAAAUAGGAAAUUGUCGAGGCUUCUAUUAGGCAAGUACUCAUAGAUCACCAUCUUCUCCUCCUCUUCCAAGCAAAAUCCUAACAGCCUGACAAGAUUCCUGUGCUGAAGCUUGGCGACCAAGACGACCUCGUUUCUCAGUUCAGCCAAGCCCUGCCCGGAACGUUUAGAUAGUCUUUUCACCGCUAUUUGUUGCCCAUCUGGUAAAAGUCCCUGUGUAGAAUCAAGAACUUUGCAUUAGUGGAAUAUUUAAAAUAAAUAUUGAAAAUAUGAUGUAUUUCUCACACUAGUGAAAUAUUACCUUGUAAACUGGACCAAAUCCGCCUUCUCCAAGCUUAUUAGCUUCAGAGAAGUUUCUGGUGGCAAUUUUAAGCGUUCGAAAGUCAAAAAGUAGAGAUUCUGCUGUUAUAACCUCCUGAUCUUUGACAAGAUCUGAGGAGAGAAAUCAGAACUAUUUAGAAAAAUAUCGAAUAUUUUUUUAUGGAUAUUAUUGACAUUUCAUAUCGUGGAAGACUCACUAAGUGGCAACCCUUUUGGAAUCCUUCUUCUGAAAUGA